Messenger RNA from Cryptotermes secundus, 3617 nucleotides. RefSeq names its product serine/threonine-protein kinase PAK 2 (gene Pak3). Gene Ontology annotation, cellular component: cytoplasm. NCBI's taxonomy places the organism in Eukaryota, Metazoa, Arthropoda, Insecta, Blattodea, Kalotermitidae. The transcript is spliced from 10 exons. The coding region runs from base 424 to 2058 and encodes 544 amino acids. Gene Ontology annotation, biological process: intracellular signal transduction; regulation of MAPK cascade; regulation of axonogenesis. Gene Ontology annotation, molecular function: protein serine/threonine kinase activity; ATP binding. The record is from RefSeq and is a predicted model, not a curated record.
ACGCCUUUGGAAUCUAUAUGGCGAAUGCUUCAACGUAUUUUAUCCUGUGCUUUUAUUGUCUUUCACUGGUAUCUGCCUUUGCUCUAAAAAGAAACAAAUACAACCGAAACUGCUUAUUUGUAGAUUAGGGUUAACAGAAGUGAUAUAAUUUCGUUCCCAACUUAGCAGUAGUAAAGCAUUACUAUCAGACACAGCUUGUAACGCUAUCUAAGCAUAAAACGCUGCAAUUGAGAUGUACGUUGAGGACUUGGCUGCGUGGUAUUAAUAAGCGAAAGCCGAUACAGAGUUCCAGCUAGAUGGAAAUGAUAAAGGUUUCAUUGCGUAAAAAAAGUGUCUACAAGAACGCGAACGGAGGAGGGGAAGUUCAAUGAUGGUGAAGGAUGCUAUCUGUGAUGCAUUGUGAUAAUGAAAGGCAGGAAGUGAAUGAAUUUGACACUGUUUGUAAUUAUUGCUAAAGGUCUACAAGGCAGUUAUCACAGUUUUCUAUUUUUUUUUUACAUAUUAGAUGAUGUACAUUUAUCAGCAUUGGAAAUGAGUACAAUAUUUGGAAAGUUCUUCCCAAAGACACGCCCAUCUGCUGAUGGUGUUUCUGAAAUUGGUUUACCAACAAAUGUUCAGCAUGAAUUUCAUGUGAGCAGGAAUGAGGAAACAGGGCAAUUGGAAGGUCUUCCUACACCAUGGUUAAAGUUACUGAAUACUCAAAUAACAAAGAAAGAGCAAAAUGAAAAUCCAGGAGCUGCAAUCCAAGCCAUAAAAUACUAUAACUACUCAAUUAAGAAGAAGCCUAAUGAGACAUUCAAACCACUUGUCACAGAAGAGGCCAUAAAAGAAGAAUCAGAAGAAAUUGAAAAAAUAUUAGGACAGAAUAAACAUGAGAAAUCUUCAUGUCAGAAUAAGGAGGCACCAUCUCUCAAGGAAGGACUUGGAACUCCCCCAGAGUCCAUUAAGGAGAAGAAAAAGCCUCCUGUACCACCUAAGAAACCAGCAAGACUUACUUUAAAGGACAGAGAUGAAGAGAGGAAAUGUUUAGAUGAUGCUCUUGAUGAGGCUUUGAAGAAUUUAGCAUUAGCUAAGGAUGCAAUACACAGUGAAAUUGGAGAUUUAUCAUUUCAUGCAGAAAGUAACAGUCCAAUACUAAGAAAGAAAGAAACGAUCACCCAUAAGAUGAGUGAUGAGGAAGUAUUUGCUGAAUUAAGGAGAAUAUGUCAUCCAGGAGAUCCUUAUAGAAGGUUUGAACGAAGCAAAGAAUUAGGUGCAGGAGCCUCUGGAACCGUGUUCAUAGCCACUGACACCAUUACCAAUCAUCGGGUGGCUGUCAAGGAUAUUGAUCUCUCAAAACAGCCCCGAAAGGAACUGAUACUAACAGAAAUAAGAGUUAUGAAGGAAUUUAACCAUGAAAACCUUGUCAAUUUCCUUGAUGCAUAUUUGAUUCAUGACCAUCUCUGGGUUAUAAUGGAGCUGCUUGAUGGUGGGCCACUGACUGAUGUUGUAACAGAGACUGUCAUGAAGGAGGGGCAGAUCGCAGCUGUGUGCAGAGAGGUGUUAAAAGCUGUGAAUUUUCUUCACCUGAAAGGUAUAAUUCAUCGAGACAUAAAAUCUGAUAAUGUCCUUCUUGGUAUGGAUGGAACUGUGAAAGUUACUGACUUCGGUUUUUGUGCCAAUAUUGUAGGAGAUGAGAAAAGACAGACGAUGGUAGGAACUCCAUACUGGAUGGCACCAGAGGUUGUUACACGGAAGCAGUAUGGAAAGAAAGUGGAUAUUUGGUCACUGGGAAUUAUGGCAAUUGAAAUGAUUGAAGGUGAACCUCCAUAUUUGAAAGAAACACCUCUGCGAGCCUUGUACCUUAUUGCAGCCAUUGGGCGACCAAAAAUACCACGAUGGAAGUCCCUUUCUCCUGAAUUUCAACAUUUUUUGGAUCGCUGUCUACAAGUGGAUGUGGACAAGAGGGCUUCUGCAGAUGAGCUUCUGAACCAUCCUUUUCUGAAGAACUGUAUGGAACUUGGCUCACUGACACCACUGAUACGGGCUGCUCAGAAGAUUCUUCGGAAGGCUUUGUAACAUUUGAAAAUGGCAUCACAUUAGAAUGUAGAUAUAGGGGAGCAAAUGGUAGCUAUUGCUCUCCCAACCUCUGAAUGGAGAAAAUAUGUGGAAAUGAGCAGUUUCAUGUUAAGUUAUGGCUAGCUCAGCAUCUCCAGCAUGCAGGAUAAAAGUAAGCUGCAUUAUUAAUUAUGAGUAAUUCUACUACAUUUGGACUCAGCAUAUUACAGAUACCUGAAAAAUACCUGCCCUCUAGCCUCUUGUCACAGCUUACUAAAUCUCUACAUACAAGACCUUAAUUCUGUAAAUAUAUGGUCUUGAAUAUACUGCUGUAUAACAGAUGAGUUCAGUUUUAAAAGUCUAGAAAGAUUUAUGGGAUUAUAAUUUUGCAUCCAUAGAACUCAAAAAGGACCUGAAACUUGACCCUCAACCCUGAACUUUAAAUCUGAAAGAGGCUACUGAGCAAGUUGUUUCAGGAACAUAAAAAGUCAUGGGAUUUGUAAGACAGUUUGAAUUGGACUUAACACUGAUGCCUAGUAUUCAUAAGUUACAUCCUGAAAGACAACUUUGCCAGUUUAUAGCUAAUUUGAUAUAUGAAAUCAACCCAACAACAUAGGCACCUAGCCUUAAAAUAUUACAUAAUCAAACUAGAGUACAUGUUGCCAUACUUUUUAGUAUUAGAAUAGGAAAUGAAUGGUUGGUGCUGUUAUCUUUAGUGUAGUCCAGCUCUUUGCUCAAUCAGUGGAGUAGCAUUGCUAACAUACUCUUCUAUACCAAAGACAAGAGGGUAACUAGUUUAAUUAGGGUUACUGCUACUGAUAUAAAUGGAACUCAAGUGCUUCCUGAUCUCGUUUAAAUUUAGAAAAGUUUUUUGAUGUCACAUGAAAUUUAUGUCCUUGAAAAAUGCCAUUUAUAGGUUACAGUUACUCUUCUAUCCAAACUUAAUGUUGCUAAAAAAAUUAAUGUAUUCUUACCUGCAGAUUUGUCUCUGCAGGGGAAGAACUGUAUUACCAAAAAUGUUUUAUUUUCUCAGAAGGAGAGAAAAGGGAUGCAGAAUAUUGAAAUAUGAUAUGCAAUCAGUUUUAGUGCAGGAUAUACACAUAACUCCCGAUACCAUGCUUUAAUUGUGACAUGUUACUGUGCCACGUAUGUGGUUCAGUGCAAGAAAAAAAGUUAGCGUUCCACAUUCAGAUUAUUAUUCAGUUCUGUACAUUGUCUAAGGCAGCAUUCAUGAUGAUACCAUAUAGUGGGGGGGCGUACUUAUUUUAGCAUUUGCUUCUGUGCAAGUCAGUUUUCCACGUUCUUACAAAUUUUAGUCACACUACAUUAUUGUUUCUCAAAUGUGGAAGUACUUAUAUGAAAAGAGAGACCAGUCUUUCUUUACCUUGUUAAAUGAUAGUUUUAUGUCCCACAUCAAAUAGAACAGUUUGGAAGAUAAAAAUUGUUCUCUUGACAGAUUCCUCUACCUAAAUUCCAAGUCUGUUAGAGACAAAAUUGAAGGCUAUUUUUAGCAGUUGUGUUAUUUCAGUUACAGGGCACUAAAAACAUAAAACUUCUGUAGAUGCAGAAUAUACCGUAUU